AUGACUGUUCAACUAGACAUCGCUGCUGUGAGAGCCAAGUUCCCAGCUCUAUCCCAGGACCAAGUCUUCUUUGAUAACGCGGGAGGAAGUCAGACCCUUGGCACAGUCAUCGAUUCCUCACUCGGGCUCUUCAGGAUCAGGGACUAUCUGUCACAAAGCAACGUCCAGCUAGGAGCUUCGUACAAGGUCGGCCAGCGCGCAACCGCCUCGUACGGCGAGGGCUACCAGGCCGGUGCACAGUACAUCAAUGCAUCUCCCGACGAGAUCGGUAGAAUCUGCUUCGAGGCCACCCCUGAGAUGGUCGUCCCGCUAACAUGGGCACAGUAUUUGCUCUUCCGCAACCUCUCUCACACCCUCUCCUUCGACAAGGGCGACGAGAUCAUCGUCUCGGCCGUCGAUCACGAAGCCAACAUCGCCUCCUGGAUCGAUCUCGCCGCGCGCCAGGGCCUCACUCUGAAGUGGUGGAAGCCCGCUGAGGCACCCAACCCGAAACUCUCCGUCGAGAACCUCAAGCCCCUGCUAUCGGAAAGGACCCGCCUCGUCACCUUCACCCACGCCAGCAACAUCCUCGGCACGAUCCAUGACGUCGCUGCCAUCGCCGGCACCGUUCACAAGGAGACGCCGAAGGGCCUUGUGUGUGUCGAUGGCGUGGCCUACGCCCCGCAUCGACCUCUGGAUGUGAAGGCCCUCGGCAUCGAUUUUUAUGCCUUCUCGUGGUACAAGGUUUACGGCCCGCACACUGCGAUGCUGUAUGCCAGUCGCCCCGCGCAGGACGACCAUAUGCGCUCGCUAGGUCACUUCUUCAACCCUUCUGACUCGCUCGAGGGCAAGCUCGGGCUCGCUGGCGGCAGCUACGAGCUCGUCUCGGCCGUGCCGCGCGUGCUGGAGUACCUCGGCACCCCGGAUUCUGAAGGAUGGAAGGGCAAGAUUGAGCAGGAGAGGCUGCUGCAGUCGACCCUGCUCGAGUAUCUCAACGGUCGCGGCGACGUGACGGUAUACGGCGAGACAGACGCUGGGACGGAGCACCGCGUGCCGACCAUCAGCUUCAAAGUCAAGGGGUGGGGGGCCAAGGAGCUCGUCACGGCCGUGGAAAAGGACACCGACUUUGGCUUCCGAUGGGGGCACUUUUACUCCUAUCGCCUCAUCAAGGAGAUUCUGGACCUUGACCCUGCUGAUGGUAUUGUAAGAGUCAGCAUGGUGCAUUACAACAGUCUCGAUGAGAUCAAGAGCUUUGUCGUCGCCUUAGACAAGGCAUUGCAACAAAAGAACUAA
Molecule: messenger RNA, 1272 nt
Organism: Colletotrichum higginsianum IMI 349063
Lineage: Eukaryota; Fungi; Ascomycota; Sordariomycetes; Glomerellales; Glomerellaceae
Product: Aminotransferase class-V
Exons: 4
Coding region: 1-1272 (423 amino acids)
Source: RefSeq, a predicted model, not a curated record